Messenger RNA from Dibothriocephalus latus, 303 nucleotides. The record is from the annotation of a GenBank genome assembly. Lineage: Eukaryota; Metazoa; Platyhelminthes; Cestoda; Diphyllobothriidea; Diphyllobothriidae.
UUAAUUCCCCAAGUGCGGCAGACAGUCAGCCAGCUGUACGAAUUCCGAGCGCAUUUACAACAGAAAUGGGAGUCUACACGGACACGUCUGGAGCAGAUCUACCAACUGCGCUUGUUUGAAGACGAUGCUAGUCGGAUGGCCAACUGGUUGGAGCAGCAGAGACACAUCUUCCUUUCUGAGUGCACUGAAAUCGGUUCAACGGCAGCUCAGGUGAGUUCAUUUUUCCGAGGUCUCCCCUCCGACACAUCUGCUGCAGCAGAUAGUCUUCUCUGCUUUCACCCUGCAGCGCUUGCUAUUGCCUAG